This is a messenger RNA of Mytilinidion resinicola, 690 nucleotides long. RefSeq lists its product as uncharacterized. The record is from RefSeq and is a predicted model, not a curated record. Bases 1 to 690 code for a protein of 229 amino acids. Lineage: Eukaryota; Fungi; Ascomycota; Dothideomycetes; Mytilinidiales; Mytilinidiaceae. The transcript has a single exon.
AUGUCCGAACCCGACGCCCCUCGAAAUCGCAAAGAACGCCGCGCCGCCGCAAAGAAAGCCGGCGUCCCCUUCGAACCCACGACGCACGAACCCACAAUCUCAGAGAAAAGCAUCGAGAUGCUCAUGGCGCACCCCGACCGCAGCGGCCCGAAGGGCAAAUCCCUCUUCGACCUCGCCGCCGAACGGCAGGCCGAGAUCCGCGCCCAGACCCCGGGGAAGUACCCCGACGAACCCUCCAACACGCCUGCGGGCGAAGCCCCUUUUGACGACGACCCCAUCGGUCCCUUUGGCACCGCCCUGCUAUACUCCGUCUCGCUGUGCAUGCUGCACUUCACGCUCGACGUGAUAGUGUACAGCCAGUACCGCGAGGAAGUCGUGUGGCGCGAGAUCACGACGCGGACGCUGACGAAUUUUCCGGUGUUUAUGGUAGCGGUGUGGUUGCUGCAUACGAGGACGGCGACGCGGGUGUCGUGGCUGCGGAAUCUGUUCUUUUUGGCCACGAGUGUGGGGGCGGGGUGCUGGCUGGUGUAUUCGGGGAAUAUGAAUGGGUAUUACUAUGUCAUGAAGACGGCGCCGCCGAUUGGGACGGUGUGGGUGUGGAGUGUAGUGGAGAUGGACCUGCUGUACGCGCUAGUGAGCGUAGCGGCGGUGGUGGGGUAUUUGUUUUGGAAUGGGUUUGAGAUUUUCUAA